UCAGGAAGAUAAAGUACACUCCAUAGCAUCAGAAAUGAAUUUUGGCAGCUGUAUUUUGAAGUUGCUAGCUAUAUGUGUAAUUUCUUCGUCAGGUUUACAUUCAAUAUCUUCAAAGAUCAAAGUACGAGGAACAAUUACAAAAAACGGACAGAUAGUAGUUCGCGGAGUAGAAGGAAAAGAACUAAAGAUCGUCUGUAAUCUCAAAAGCGAUAUACCAGAAAUCAACUUGUUUAUGAAAAUAAAUCGAGAAGAACUUAAAAGAGUUGGAAGUGGUCGUUUAAGGUAUCGCUUCAUACCAUCAAAACGUGACAACAUGAAACCAUUUGUAUGUUCUGCCAACAGUUCCUUACUAGAUAAUCCUCUGUCACGUAAAGUAUUGUUGGAUAUUCAGUAUGCACCAGUCGUUAAAAUAAGAAAAAAAGUAACUAAGAAAAAACUAAAACUUAUAUGUAUUCCUAGCGGAAAUCCUGAAAAUUAUACUUUUGACGAUUGGGAGCACUGGUCUGAAUUCAAUGAACACAUUCGAAAUGUUCAAGGGACAUCUGACGGCAAAUUGAUCUUUCUGAAAUCCAACAAUAACAACAGGUUCCAUGAAAAUGAUGGCAUUUACAAAUGCAAAACAUCAAACGGUAUCAAUGGUACAAAUGGAAGCUUAUCCCAGAAAGGAUCAGUUCUCAUACACAAUAAAGUUCCACCGAUAUUUGUGAAUGCAAAUAAACCAAUUCAAUAUGGUCGAUACGGUCAGAAGAUUCAGUUGAAGGUGCAAUUGUACAAUAAGUAUGGCACGAUACAAACAACUAUAUCAAAACAAAACGAGACUUUGGAUAUACAUGGAAGACAGGAGAGGAUUCUAACACAAGACAUGUUCCAUGGUGUAAACGUUACAGUAUCUGGUAUAAAGAUAACAUUCCGACUGACAUUGGCUAAAAUAAAAGAUUUUACAGAUUAUACAAUAAAGGCUUGUAACAACAAGGAGUGUAAUGUUUAUACGGUGAAGGUAACAUCAAAAUGUCGUCCCGAGCCUCCACCAUAUGUGUCAGUAAUUCCAUAUGCUAGAUAUCUGAAAGUUGUGUGGGAUCCUGGAUUUGACGGGGGUUACCAGCAGAUAUUUUUCGUAGAAUAUCAACAAGAAGCCGAAAAUACAUGGAGACGGUCUGGACCUGUUAUUGAUACGAAACAGAUUAUUAUGUCAAAAAUCGUAAAUGAAUUGAUUCCAAAAACUCGAUAUUGUGUUCGGGUAUUGUCAAAAAAUGAAAUUGGAGAAAGCAAUAAGACGGCCGUGACUUCUUUGGUGACGUUAGCUGAUAGCCCCAAACCUCCUACAAAUGUGUCAGUAAUUCCAUAUAAAAGACAUCUAACAGUAUCAUGGUGUCCUGAAUAUAACGGAGGAGCACCUCAGACGUUUUUCAUAGAAUAUCAUCAAGAAGCCAAUGAAAUAUGGAGACGGUCUGGACCUAUUACUGAUAACAUGCAGGCUAGAAUGUCACAUAUCCUGUAUAACAACAGUGCCAGAACUCGAUAUUUUGUUCGGAUGUUGUCCAAAAAUGAAAUUGGAGAAAGUAAUAAGACAUCUAUCACUCCUGUUAUAACUUUAGCUGAACGCCCCGAACCUCCUACAAAUGUGUCAGUAAUUCCAUAUAAAAGACAUCUAGCAGUAUCAUGGUGUCCUGGAUAUAACGGGGGAGACCCUCAGACUUUUUUCAUAGAGUAUCAACAAAAAGCCGGUGAAAUGUGGACACGGUCAGGACCUAUUAUUGAAAACAUGAAGGUUAGGAUGUCAAAUGUCCUGUAUAACAUGAGCCCCAAAAGACGAUAUUUUGUUCGGAUGUUCUCCAGAAAUGAAAUUGGUGAAAGUGAAAAGACGGCUGUCACUCCUGUGAUGACUUUAGAGCCAACAAUUAACAUAUAUCGUGUCAAAGCUGUUUUGGUAGUUUUAUUGAUCGCUAUAGCAGUUGUUCUUGCUAAAGCUUUGUGGGUAGUCCUAGUGUUCGUUUUAGUAGGCAUUCUAGCUAUUUCAGGAUGGACUAUUAUCUUCUUUAUAGGGAGAAAAGAAAAAGGUGCAUCUGGUAACAGCAAUCCCAGGGAAGAAGAGGUUAGAGAGAACUUUCAGGUGGAACCAGUCGACAAUCAGCUCUAUCUUUCAUCAGAUGACCCGGAUAUAGCUCAUGUUCGUAACUUACGCAAUCAGAGCGUAAUAAAUACAAGUUUGCCAUCAAGUUCUCAUGAUAACCAAACUAACCAGAUGCAACUGUAUAACGAAGAUGGAGCAAAUGGUCGAAGACUGUGUACUUAUAUAAACAGGGGCGUGAUCUCGUCAGUGCAUAACCGUCAGAUUUGUGAAACAAGUCUAAACUAUACGGAAAUUGCAUUCAACGAACCGACGACAAUGCAAGAUGCUGCUAUACAUGGAACAUGUGGAAGUGUUAGUAGAACAAUUUAUUCUGAAAUAGAUUUAAUGGCAGAUCCUGUAGCGCCACUGUCUAGCAGCGGAAGUGAAUGCGAUGAAAGCUUUGAGAGUGAUAUUUAAUGCAUGCAUAUGUAAACUAUUGAUAGUUAAUACAGAGAGUAGAGAAAGCAACGAGUCUUCCUUUAUAUAUACAUUUCUAUGAUUUUAACAAUAAAUUGAGUAGGUAAUGAUCAACAAGUCACUAUGUAGUGAUUGAUUAGUUCAUGAGAAUGCCUACGCGAGUCUACUUAAUAAAGACACAUGCAUCCGUAGGAAUUGUAGAAUUUGUUGUUAUUUUGUCAUUUAGUCGGUACUCUGCUGAUGGACAAUCAUCACCUGUACAGUAACUAUUGCUUUGAUAUUGGAAUGCGUUAAAUGAUAUAAUUAGUUAAUUUCUGGUUGUUUAUGUACAUAUUGUAAAAAUUUGAUUGCUACUGCUUUAGACAAAAUUGACUUUCAACGGUGAUGUCCGUUUUAUUGAAGUCAAUUUGGUUUGAAUUUAUCAAACGGAUUUUUGUUUUUUGUUGUUUUGUUGUUUAGAUUUGUGCAAGUAGAUUUUGAAAUGCAUGCUAUAAACACGUGUUGUCCACAUAGAAAUAAUAUAUAAAAUUUGUAGAUUUAUACUGUAUUAACAUGAUUUACUAACUUGCGCUAAUUUUUGGAUGUGAAGGAGAACAGUCUUUUAGUUUGUUUAUCGACAUAAUUUGUAGCAGAAUAGGAUAAUUACAUUUAUAUGUAUGAAUCACCCAGUCACAUAGUUCAAGCCUGAUCUGUUCUUUCUAAAGCUCUAACAUAUUGAAAUGAAUAGUAAUAAUUGGAGGUAUAUAGGCAUAUUGAGAAAAUUAGAUUAUGGCUGUCAUGAUUAAUACUGCAUAUAUACCGUUUACUUAACGAACAAUUCCUGUGUCGAAGUUUGAAAAAACUAAGUUCAAAGUCUUGUUUUAAAUGGUGUGACUACUUUAUUCUUUUUAUGAAUUACGUGGUCACGUGAUGUACAUUAUUUACCUCAUUAAACAGUAUUAUUUAUCAAUCAAGUACAUCCGUCUGCUGUUCACAAUAUGAUAUGUACAUAAUAAGUCCGUCAGAUACCAGUAUUUCUAUUUUUUUUUUUAGAUUAAAUUACAUUGGAAUUAUACCGGAUGCACUAUAUUAACGUAAAUUUCAUAUUCUAACGUUGUAUUCUCAAUGAAGCAAUCAUAACAGUACGACAAAAGGCAAAAUGAUAGGAAAUAUGAAAUAUAUUAUGAAAAAUGUAAUACAAAUUAUACAUAGAUUGUAUCCAAAGCGGUUAACACACGCUCUAUAAAGUACCUCACAGUUAAAAGGAGUUCACCAACUGAGUAUGUUUGCAAGAACUAUCAGUAUAUUUCUUUUUGUCAGUACAGAAAUAUGAGUGUGAAGAUUUAUGUUUUUUACUCUGUUUGCUGUUAACUUGUACUAUACUUUGCUUUGUUUUCUUACAUUUAUUUAGCUUAAUCAUUUUCAUAUAAUACAUAUUUUAAUUGCCAAUGUUUCAAUGGUAUUGCAUUAAAAAAAGUAUCCAACUUAUUGUUUGUUUAUUAAGCC
Messenger RNA from Mytilus californianus (California mussel), 4012 nucleotides. RefSeq lists its product as uncharacterized. The transcript is spliced from 14 exons. The coding region runs from base 35 to 2527 and encodes 830 amino acids. The record is from RefSeq and is a predicted model, not a curated record. Gene Ontology annotation, molecular function: protein binding. NCBI's taxonomy places the organism in Eukaryota, Metazoa, Mollusca, Bivalvia, Mytilida, Mytilidae.